Messenger RNA from Drepanopeziza brunnea f. sp. 'multigermtubi' MB_m1, 2757 nucleotides. The record is from RefSeq and is a predicted model, not a curated record. NCBI's taxonomy places the organism in Eukaryota, Fungi, Ascomycota, Leotiomycetes, Helotiales, Drepanopezizaceae.
AUGUGUGAGUAUAUAGUUGGUCGACGUCUUCCACCCAGAGAACGAGUUCGUGUUGUCACACCUUCUCCGCCAGAUCCCCCCCCUCCGUCAGCUGUCCGUACUCCCGAGCCAGCACCACCUCCGCCCGUUCCUGCGAACAUUGCACCUUUCAGCUGCUGUCAUCAUCGACGCCGGAGCCGAAGCAGAUCGCGUUCCCCUCGUCGAGUCGUUACAUUGCACGUUAACGACUUCGAUACGUCGGGCGACGAAUCGAGUGGAGAGGAUAGUGCCGACGACUCGCCACCACCAUUGAAGUCCGCCUUGAACAUACCCGACAAGCUUCAUACUGACGGACCCAGGACUCUCUCGUUGCAUUGGGAAGAGUGCGAAUGCGCGACCUGUAUCAAGCUGGUUCUCGGCGCAGUGAAGGAGGAGAAUAUCAAGAAGAAGCAGGCUAGCGCUGACAAGAUUGAGGAAAGUAAAAAAUCUGAAGACCACGCCUGCACCGAAGAGCCGAAGCAGGAAUCGAAGCAAGAGUCAGAGCAGAACUCGAAUCAGGAGUCGAACCAGGACUCGAAACAGGAAUUGGAAAAUUCCAAAAAGCACAGCAAUCAAGGCAAUCAGGGACAUUUCAAACAGCAAAACAAGAACCAGAGCCAGCGAGGUCAGCAAAAGAAAAAUAAGGGUGAAGCCAAAAACCAGCGACAAAGUAACCAAGGCAACCAAGGACACUCGAAUCAGCAAAUCAAGGGCACAGCACAAAGUCAGUCACAGGGACCUCCGAUUCAGGAUAACCAUAACAACCAAAAUCGAAGCCAAAGUAAUUGGAACGAUCAAGGGAAUCCGCAUCACCAGAACAGAGACCCAACCCAGAGCCAGUCACGGGGAUCUCCGACCCAGGAUCACCAUAAUAACCAGAAUCGAAGCCAAAGUAACCAGAGCAACCAAGGACAUUCGUACCAGCAAAACAAGAACCAGGCCCAAUACAGAUUUCAAGAACAAAGUAGCCAGAACCAAUGGAUUAACGGUCCAGAUCAGAGAACCCAGGGACCUCCUCAAAAGACCGUUCAUUUUUCAAGUCCCAUGCCACAUUACCAACAUACGUAUCAGGCUCCUUCUUCAUAUUCACGAGCUACCUUGCCGGACAACUUUUCGGUGCCUUCCAACGGAACUCGCCCGCAACCACUUCUACCUCUGAAGGUAGCAGCAAUGGGUAACGGUGGACGUUUGCUCAUGGCGUCGAGGGCUGAUGUCGUCCUGAGAGAGGAUGUUAUCGAAUGUCCCUCCGAUCCGCGCCCGAAUGCGUUCUUUGAUAUGAACUCUCGAAUUCUUCGCGUCUAUCAUGGUCCCAUGUAUGGCAACCCGUUCUCCAGUGUUGUUGUUCCUCUCAAAAUGGGCGUUGGAUCUACAUCUCACACUCCUCACUUCAACGGCCCGCCCCGCACUCCUAUCUUGAAAUUUAACAAUGCCAAUAAAGGUCACAGCCAUAGCGGCAGCCAGGGCGGUGGCCCCCCUCUCACUCCUCAGCAAAGCUUCCAGCAGGCCAAUCAUUCGGAAAACCAAAGCAACAUGGGAAAAUCGAGAAACUCUCCGGGACAAUGUGGAUGUGGUAACUCACAGAACGGAUGUAAUACAGUACCGGUCAAUGACGGAUGGGGUGGUCAGGAUCUCUCAAACAACAACUCAAAUACGUGGGGAAACUCUCAGAAUGGAGGCAAUGCUGCACAAGCCAAUGACGGAUGGGGUGGAGAUAACAACACUGCACAACCCAACGUCCCUGGCGCGUGGGUUAACGACUCGUCCAACCAGAACAAGGAGUCCGGCUGGGGUGGCAACGAUACGUCGAACAGCCAACAACAGUCUGCAGACCAGAAUACUGGCUGGGGAGACUCUUCGAAUAACCAGCAAAAUGGCCAAAAUGAGUGGGAUACCAACAAUUGGGACAAUGGCGGCCAGAGCAACCACACAAACAAGAAUAACAACGCCAAUUCGUCAAGUUGGGGAGGUCAAAACGGGCCCGAUAACAACCAACCAAACAACUCAUCUAGUUGGGGAGACAAAAACCAGGAAUCUAAUGGGAAGUCAGAUUGGGGAGGAGAUAAUACCCAGGCAUCAACCAAACCCGGUUCGAUGCAGAACAACUCCAAUAAUGACUGGAACGCGCCUCCGAAUAAUGCAGUAUCUGGAAACCAAAACGGUGGUAGCAACUCGAACUGGGGCGGUAAUGACAAUUCGAAUAAUGUUCGCCAGUCGAAUAAUCAACCGAAAAACUCGGGCUGGGAUAAUGGCAACUCCAAAAACAAUCAAUCGAAUAGAGAUAACAAUAACGGCGGGUUCGGUAAAUCUUGGCAGAAUGGAGGCAAUGGGGGUGGUGGAAAUGGUGGAGGGAACAGCUGGGGAAAUGUAGGAACACCGAAGAACAACUACGCUACUCCAGCCUGGCAAAGCGGAGGCAACGGAAACUCUGGCUGGAACAAUAACUCAGCUCCGGCUGGGAAGAGUGGAAGUCCUGGAAAUGGGUGGGGAAAUGGGUGGGGAGACGGCGAUGCUCCAAACAAUAACAGUAACGCUGCCCCAGCUUGGCAGAAUGGAAGCGGCGGAAACUCUGGCUGGAAUAACAACAACUCAGCUCCGGUUGGUCAAAACGGAGGCAACGGACCCAAUAACAACCCACCCGCCAAGCCCUGGGAGAGCAAUGGCACCAGCAAUCCGGGAGGAAAUAAUGGUGGAGACUCCUGGGGUGACUCUUGGGGUGGCAAGACAAAUAGGGGUUGGUGA